GUAUUAAUUUGGUCCAGUCCGAAUCAACCCAAAUACCGUUCCAAUCCAUCUCAAUCCCCACGUCAGAUCCCGAAUCGCUGUCUUCGACAGCAGCGACCCAUUUUGCUGAUAAUUCUGCAGCUAGAACUCUACCUUAACCAGGAAAGUGCCAAAUGAUUCAACAAAGCAAAAAGAAUCGAUACUUUGGCUAGCUGUGCUGCGAAUGCCAGAACGCGUCAACCGACAAAUACUUUCUUACUGCUGCUACCAAAGCUGCUUCCUUUACUAUCUUGGGUCCCAUUUCUCACAAUCACUAAAAGCCGAAAGAACGCCAAAGCAUCAUCUUUGAAAUUGAAUCCCCUGAAAUGGCAUGGCCUUCCUCUCUCUCACUCUCCCGCCACCUCCCCCAAUUCUCAACUCCAUCGCAGCAAUCGCACUAACCCUCUUCACCAUUCUCCUUGUCGCACUAAAUCCUCAAUCCCCUUCGAACCCAUCUCCCCAAAUCCACCAAAGAUCCCUCCUCUCCCAAACUCAUGACUCCCAAAUCCCCCCAAUUUCUUGCUCCUCUCUUCCCCCAUCAAACGGCCUCAUCAACUACCUCGCGAUCCACUUCUGCCUCUUCAAUGGCGAAUCCACCUUCUCCGUCCCAAUUCUCUCCCUCUUCAUCCUCCUCCAAUUCUACAUUCUCAUCAAAACCGCCCAAUCCCACUUCUCAAUCGUCACCACCAAGCUCGCGGGCCACCUCAACCUCUCCCCGAGCAUGGGCGGGGUCACUCUCUUGGCUCUCGGCAAUGGAGCUCCCGACGUGUUCGCCUCUCUCGCGGCUGUGAGGUCGGGGCAGUACAGGACGGGCUUCGGGGCGAUACUGUCGGCUGGAACUUUUGUUUCGGCGUUUGUCGUUGGGUUCGUGGCGAUCUAUGCCGCACCGUUUAGUGUGGAUCCGGGCUCGUUUGUGAGAGAUGUAGGGUUCUAUCUGGUUGCGGCUAUGUCGCUGUUCUAUGUGUAUUUGAGUGGCGAGAUCAGUUUCUGGCAGGCUGCUGGGUUCGUUGGGUUUUAUCUCUUCUUUGUUGGGGUUGUGUUUUGGAUGGAUUUGGGGAUGAAUAAGGGUAAGCGCGGGGGAAGAGGUAGAGGAGGAGACGGCGGGAACAGAGAUUUGGAGGAGUUGGUGGAUUUUGAGAGUGGUCAAAAGGCAGUUGGAACUGGUGGAAGCUUGAAGGAGGAUGGGACUGGAUUUCUUGAUAAGGGUUUCGGAAAGAUCUCAAAACUUUGGGACAUCCCUGUCACAUUACUUCUGAACCUCACCAUCCCUCAACCAGCACCAUCAAAAUGGAACAGAUUCCACCAAUCAGCCAACAUAAUGCUCUGCCCACUAGCCCUUCUCUACUCUUGCAGCUCAAUCACACCCUUAAACCACCCCAUCUCUUUCCUCCUCUCAACAAUCCACUUCCCACUCUGGUUCAUAACCCUCCUAGCAACCUCCUCCCUCGCCUUACUCCACUUCAUCCUGCAAAACCAACCCCCGAAAACCGAGCAACUCCCUGUCGUCCUCUUAUCAUUCCUAAUGAGCGUGUUCUGGAUAUCCACCACCGCUGCAGAGCUCUUAAACUGUUUGGCUGCACUCGGUACCAUCCUCGAGGUCGCCCCAUCCUUGCUUGGGCUGACCGUGCUCGCCUGGGGGAACUCAGUUGGCGACCUUGUCGCUGAUGUGGCAGUGGCCAGAGCUGGACAACCGGCGAUGGCGAUGGCCGGUUGCUUCGCGGGGCCCAUGUUCAAUAUGCUGGUGGGGCUUGGUUCGGCUUUGGUUGUGCAGACGGGUGAGAUGUAUCCGGAGGCUUAUCAGCUCAAGUUUCACAUGGGUAUUGUGGUGGCGUUUGGGUUCCUGGUGAUGAGCCUGAUGGGUUCUUUGCUCGUUGUCACUUGGUCGAGGUUUCGGGUUCCCAGGUUCUGGGGGUUCUGCCUCGUUGGGCUUUACGCAGUUUUCAUGGUCGUUAGCUUGCUUAUUGCCACGUUCGCGAUUGGUUGAAUCCUGAGCAUAUUAAGAACCUUUUUUGUGCAAGCUAGGUAGAUUAGAAAGGUUUACACUUUGUCUGUUUAGUGUAUAGUUAUACAAUUUUUCAUGUAAUAAGCAGGCUUUUGGAGCAACUCAUUGCUUUGUUGACCUGAAAUUGAAAUGAAU
Linum tenue is the source of this 2155-nucleotide messenger RNA. The record is from the annotation of a GenBank genome assembly. NCBI's taxonomy places the organism in Eukaryota, Viridiplantae, Streptophyta, Magnoliopsida, Malpighiales, Linaceae.